AUGUCCAAAAGAGUCCAGAAAACUCAGUAUCUGCUGCGACUGCUAGCCAAUCCCAAGCUCUAUAGCCUGCUGGGCAGCCCAUUCGAAGACCCUCUGAAGCUCGACUCGCUGCUGUCGACCGUCUGUUAUGGAUCUUUGUUUAUCUCUGAACUUAUCAAGAGAAGGCCAGAACUCGUGCAGAUUCUGAGUAACUUGGCGGAAAAAUUGAAGAUCCAAGGAUUCCUCUCGCUCAUAAAGGCAUACAUACAAAAGAUACAACGCGCGCUCGAUCCAAAACAGCGUUUCUCUAUUAAUGUUCCUCUAGACUCCUUAUCCACCAAGUUGAGACUCAUAUCGGACUAUAUUGCCGACGUGCGCAUCUUCAAUCGCAUGUGGGGCCUGCCCGGAUUGCUAGCGUUCGGCCUCGAAGACUUGCACAGGAUACUCAGAGCAGAUUCAAGUCUCGUCACAAAACUGCUGGAAGCCACAAGCACCAUAUCCAUCGUGGCGUACCAGCCGCUCGAAAAUAUCGCUUUUGCAGCCGACCACAACUGGACGCACCUUGAAAAGUCGGCCUCACUGGGGUACUAUGUGGCCUCGUCGCGACUAUGGGCCGUGUUUGUCGUGCUGGAGGUUUUGAAGCUGGUGAAGACCAUGGUUCAAACUAAACUUGCCGGCAAGCAGCUCGACCUUCUCCACAACCGCUCUCUGAACCGCUCGUUGGUCGCCAACAUCGCCAAUUUGCCGCUUACUGUGCAUUGGUCUUCGUACGAUGGGUGCCUUAGUGAUCUCACCGUGGGAUUCUUGGGCACCAUGUCCAGUUUGUUCGCCACAAUAGAUUCAUGGGGGGAAGUGUUUGCACAGGUGCGCCAACUUUGA
This is a messenger RNA of Ogataea parapolymorpha DL-1, 858 nucleotides long. RefSeq names its product Peroxisomal membrane protein PEX11C. The coding region runs from base 1 to 858 and encodes 285 amino acids. NCBI's taxonomy places the organism in Eukaryota, Fungi, Ascomycota, Pichiomycetes, Pichiales, Pichiaceae. The transcript has a single exon. The record is from RefSeq and is a predicted model, not a curated record.